Molecule: messenger RNA, 2376 nt
Organism: Cheilinus undulatus (humphead wrasse)
Lineage: Eukaryota; Metazoa; Chordata; Actinopteri; Labriformes; Labridae
Gene: c9orf72
Product: C9orf72-SMCR8 complex subunit
Exons: 10
Coding region: 244-1716 (490 amino acids)
Biological process (GO): endocytosis; autophagy
Cellular component (GO): autophagosome; endosome
Molecular function (GO): guanyl-nucleotide exchange factor activity
Source: RefSeq, a predicted model, not a curated record
GUGUCUCAGAGACGAAACUGCAGCUGACUAGCACAAAUCUACUGGAGUAGUCGUUAUUCAAAUGUCGAAUUUUAUGGCCGUAACAAAGGACAUACACGAUGCUUUUUCAUCGAUAGCAAAAGUUUUCCCUCUGGAAAUGAUGUCUGAGGCGAUUUAGUCUGUAAUAGAGCUAUCAAGUAAGUCACGGGGCUGCCAUCGCUGUGCUUUCACUGUUGGACCUGAUGUUGCUGUAAAGACAGUUGGAUGUUGAGACAGGCUUGUUCCAAACACCGAGUACAUCAUUUAAUCUUACAAUUUAGAAGAUCUCCACGUUGUCAAGCCGUCCCAAUGUCUUCAGGUUGUCCACCCCAGUCACCUGCGGUGGCUAAGUCUGAGGUUGUAGUAGAUGGAGAAUGCCCUCUCCUCGCUGCCACCUUUGCCUACUGGGAUAACAUACUGGGCCCACGGGUGCACCACAUCUGGACACCAAAGAGCGACCAAUUGAUGUUCCUCAGCGAUGGCGAGGUCACAUUUCUGGCCAAUCACACGCUCAAUGGAGAGAUUCUGCGGAGUGCGGAGUGUGGUGCUGUGGAUGUGAAGUUUUUUGUCUUAGCAGAAAAGGGCGUCAUCAUUGUGUCUCUAAUCUUCGAUGGCGAACUGAAGGGGGACAAGAACACCUGUGCCUUGUCUAUCAUCCUGCCUCAGACAGAGCUGGUUUUCUACUUGCCUUUACACACAAUCUGUGUGGAGAGGCUCAAGCAUGUGAUCCGCAAGGGUCGCAUUUGGAUGCAGAAGGGCUACAACAUUAUAUCAGUUCUGACCUUGGAGAUAGUCCCUAUCAUGGAGCUGCUGGCCUCUAUGAAGACACACAGCGUUCCUGAAGAAAUAGAUAUAAAAGACACUGUGCUAAAUGAUGAUGACAUCGGGGACAGCUGCCACGAGGAUUUCCUCCACAAGGCCAUCAGCUCUCAUCUGCAGACCUGUGGCUGUUCAAUAGUGGUUGGGAGCAACCCAGAGAAAGUUAAUAAGAUUGUGCGGACUCUCUGCCUUUUCCUCACCCCAGCUGAGAGGAAGUGCUCUCGCCUUUGCAAGGCUGACUCAUCCUUCAAAUAUGAUACAGGCCUGUUUGUACAGGGCCUGCUUAAGGACUCCACAGGCAGCUUCGUUUUGCCCUUCCGCCAGGUUCUCUACUCACCUUACCCAACCACACAUAUAGACGUUGACAUCAACACAGUCAAGCAGAUGCCCCCAUGCCAUGAGCACACGUACAACCAGCGACGCUACAUGCGGUCUGAGCUCAGUGCGCUAUGGAAGACAGACAGCGAGGAUGACAUAGCCCCUGACACAGUCAUUCACACUGAUGAAACCUUCACACCUGACCUGAAUAUAUUUCAGGAUGUCAUGCAUAACGACACUUUGGUAAAGUCAUUCAUAGAUGAGGUGUUCAUGCUGAAGCCAGGCCUGUCGUUGCGGAGCACUUACCUGGCCCAGUUCCUGCUGCUGCUCCACAGGAAGGCCCUCACACUUCUCAAAUACAUCGAGGAUGAAACGCAGAAAGGGAAGAAGCAGUUUCGAUCACUGCGCAAUUUAAAGACAGACUUGGAUCUGACCGUGGAAGGAGAUCUGAAUAUUGUAAUGGCCUUCGCUGAGAAGCUGAGGGCAGGACUUCACUCUUUUGUUUUUGGGAAGCCAUUCUUCACCAGCAUGCAGGAACGAGAUGUACUCAUGAGUUUUUGACUCCUUCUUUUGCCUGCAGUUUGAACAGUUAAUGGAUGCAGCCAUUUUUUGUUACUGUAUUUUUUUCCAUUAUUAUAUGCAUGCAUGCACAUGUGUACUCUGAAAGAAGACUGAUAAAUGAUUUUGCUGAAAUGAAGAAUAACUUGAUCAUAGUAGGACUGAUUGUUUUUGCUAUUGAGCCAUUAGAAUUUUUGUUGUGUUAUAUUGCCUUGAUGAAGUUGAUGAGUUUAAUUGGCAUUUUGGCAAGUCAUUUACUUGAUAUUAACCUGCUUAAAGACAGUGUAGAUUGUUCUCUAAUAUCAGGUUGUUUACAGUGUAAUUAAGAAUCAUGUUAUAAAAUUCGAAAUCAUUUAUUUGCUGCCACGUUAGACCAACCUGAACAUUAAAGAAACAUGUACUACUAAAACUGUUUGCAGAAUGUUGAUCAUGCAUAAGUUGUAAAGGGAUUUACAUGAAGAGCAGGGUUUAAUCAAAUAACAAAUGCAGAAAGGAUGCAAAUGAAUUCAUAUCACAAUUCCAACUGACAGAAUAAAUCUUUUUGUGUCUUUGUGCAUGAGCCAUCAUUACAUGCACUUUUCUAGUAAUGCAUUAAUUGGUUUGCUUCAUUUUCUCUUAUAGCAACAAGCUGUGCACAGUUCAGAGUAUCUGUCUUUACUCUAA